UCUCCGACCAGCUCAGACGAGCGCAGCCACCAAACGCAUCGCGCGCCUGCCCCGGGGAGGAGCGUCACUCCUGCGUCUCGGGGACACUUUUCUUCCCAUCAUCGAGGAAUUCCUUUUUAUCUCACUUACUUUAUUUUAUUUUCGCACAAAGGGCUCAAAGAAAAACGUCAGUAAUUUCUUUAUAUCCGCGAUCAUUUGAAAGUUGUUUCUCACGGACUGAAAUCGCAGUGCAGCACGCACGGAGGGCACCCAGUGCCCAGAAAGUCUCUGUAAAUGUGGAGGCGGACCAAACAGAAAGGAAAUUUUAAAAAGCGCAUGUGGUAAUUCCAUGCAAAGUGUAGAGAGAAGUGAAAAAAAAACGAUUUCAGCCUCGGAAGUGAACAUUUGGAAGAGCAUGGACCUGACAGCGCGCUUCCAGCCUGGAAACACUGUCUCUCCAUCGCGGGGUUCCUGUUUUUGUUCAACUCUGAACUGAGGAGAGGAUGAUGUUGCAGUGGAUAGUUAACAGAAAAGCCAGGAUGAGUUCAGCUGUGAAGCCAAGCCCGAUCCUCUCGGUUCUACUGCUGCUGCUGCUGUGGAGCAGGGCCAGCUUCUCCAUCAGCUCUAUAGAUCCCGACUGGUCAGUAGAGGGGAGAUGUCAGCACAUCAACAUCCCCAUGUGUAAGGACAUUGGCUACAACAUGACUCGCAUGCCAAACCUCAUGGGCCACGAUGAUCAGAAAGAAGCUGAACUCAAGCUGCAGGAGUUUGUGACGCUCAUCCAGUUCGGAUGCCACAGUCACCUCAAGUUCUUCCUCUGCUCGCUGCAUGCUCCCAUGUGCACAGAGCAGGUGUCCAACCCCAUUCCAGCAUGCAGGGUCAUGUGUGAGCAGGUCAAGCUGAAGUGCUCCCCGAUCCUGGAGAGUUUUAAUUUUCCCUGGCCAGAUUCUUUGGACUGUUCGCGUCUUCCGACCAAAAACGAUCCAAACAACCUGUGCAUGGAAGCGCCGACCAACGGAUCGGACGAGCCCCCCAAAGUGUCCCACACUCAGCCUCCAGAUUUUAGGCUUCAGCAGCCUUCAGGUGCAGGGAAGGACCUGCACCUGGAGAACAGUGGUACCAAGCAAACAUGCAAUCCAGACAAAUUCCACUUUGUGGAAAAGAGUCAAUCCUGUGCCCCGAAGUGCUACCCCAAAGUGGAUGUAUACUGGAGUCAGGGGGACAAGCAGUUCUCCCUGAUGUGGAUGGCCAUCUGGUCCAUCCUGUGCUUUGUCUCCAGUGCCUUUACUGUACUCACUUUCCUUAUUGACCCGCAGAGAUUCAAGUACCCCGAGAGGCCGAUCAUCUUCCUCUCCAUGUCCUACUGUGUUUAUUCCGUGGGCUACCUCAUUCGGCUUUUUGUGGGAGCCGACAGAAUAGCCUGCGACAGAGACAAUGGUGUGAAUUAUAUUAUUCAGGAGGGUCUGGAGAGCACCGGCUGCACCAUUGUGUUCCUCAUCCUGUAUUAUUUCGGCAUGGCCAGCUCCCUCUGGUGGGUUAUCCUGACCCUAACUUGGUUCCUCGCUGCUGGGAAGAAGUGGGGCCACGAGGCCAUUGAGGCCAACAGCAGCUACUUCCAUCUGGCAGCCUGGGCCAUCCCGGCCGUGAAGACCAUCAUGAUACUGGUGAUGAGGAAGGUGGCUGGCGAUGAGCUGACGGGCGUCUGCUAUGUGGGCAGUAUGGAUGUCAAAGCUCUCACAGGCUUUGUGCUCAUUCCUCUUUCCUGCUACCUCAUCAUCGGCACCUCAUUCCUGCUGUCUGGCUUCGUGGCCCUCUUCCAUAUACGGAAGAUUAUGAAAACAGAGGGGGAGAACACGGAUAAGCUGGAGAAGCUGAUGGUGCGCAUCGGCGUCUUCUCCGUCCUCUACACUGUCCCCGCCACCUGCGUCAUCGCCUGCUAUUUCUACGAGAGGCUCAACAUGGACUACUGGCGCAUACUCGCCAAGGACAAGAAGUGUUUUGACGGCAGCGGGCCGGAGUCGGACGACUGCGUCAUGAAGGCCUCCAUCCCCGCCGUGGAGAUCUUCAUGGUGAAGAUCUUCAUGCUGCUGGUGGUGGGCAUCACCAGCGGCAUGUGGAUCUGGACCUCGAAGACGCUGCAGUCCUGGCAGAACGUGUUCAGCAGGAAGCUGAAAAAGAGGACAAGGAGGAAGGCGGCCAGCGUCUUCACGAGUAGCAGGCCUUACAUUAAGCCUCACCCGUCCCUCAAAGGGCACAACACCAAGUAUGAGCCUACACGCCCCCCCCCAACAUGUGUUUAAAGGAAGCCAAAACUAACUUUUAUAAUUUAUGGCUCAUGCAUUGAGAACAUAUAUUUGUUUUGUUUAGUUUUUUUCAAAAAUGUCACCCAACAAAAGCAGCCUUUCUUUGUGGAAAAUCUACUUUUCCUUUUAAUCUCUUGUCCUUUUGAGGAACUUGGAAUAAAUAAAAGUAUCCUUUGAUUCCCUGGAGAAUAAGAGCGGAGUAAACCAUUUGAAUGUACCUCGGCGUUAUUCAAAUAAUGUGCAAUAGAUAAUUUCCUUUCUGGCUAAAAGACACUUGUACUGCUGGAGGCAGAUUAUGGACAAUGUUGGAGCCCCAGCAGACAACAGAAGCAAAUGGUCAGAGAGAUGAGUACAGAUUUCAGCCCUUUUUCAUGGAAAUUCAGCCUGUGUCAUAUAUGUUUGAACUGGACUGAAAGCAGCCGUUGAAAGGGGCUGAAGAUCAUGAUGAAAUAACCAUUGUGAGGCGAAUCCUCACCCAUAAAUUAAUCAAGCACUCGGUGUUGAAAAGAUGUUUGCCUACACUGUUUUUCUGUUGUUGGUUUUUUUAUUUCCUUGCUGUUUCAUAGCACAAAUGAGUGUUUGUAUAUACUUCCUUUUUUAAAAAACAAAGUUGAAAUUUUAUAGAAAACUAAAUAAAGAAAACAUUUAGUUUUAAUUGUUGCAAAGCUGGAAUCAAUGAGUGUUGAUCGGACAGCCUUUCAAAGCUAAUGUUUUCAUGCUUUUAAAGGACUAAUAUUUUAAAACAUAACCUUUAUUCCUACUUUAUGAAUUCUCUUAGACAUAACCAAAAAAAAAAUGUUUUUCAAAGGAUUAUUAGCUUUGCAGUUAACCUAACCUGGUAAAUGUUCAUGCACUAAGCCUCUGGGAUAAAAAUAACUGUUUUGCACCAGAUAUCUCGUUUUGUAGAAAGUGAAUUAAGUUGCAUGCAAGAUAGUGGCAUCCUCACUCAUGUUGUUUAUCAUUCAUUUUUGACUAUAUCAAAAGAAAAAUGCAAAAAGAACCUUUAUUUUUGGAACAGAUAAGACCGUCCGUGAUUUGUUCACCUCCACAAGAAUUUUUUUUUUUCAUUUAUGUAUCACCUUUCAAUAGGAAGUAACAAAAAAAAGCAUUUGUAGCCAAAGAAAUAUGGAUCGUUCCUGCUUAAAAGUUAAAUAUUAUUGCUUUAAAAGUUUUAUAAUGUUUAGUUAUUCUUACUAGUAAGUAAGACUGCGGCAUUCUUGUUCCUUAUUGUUUGGAUUUCAUAAUUUUCUAAGCCGGUUUUUCAGUUCCUUACUGGUACGAUACAGUAAUAAUAUUAAUCUUAUUUAUUUAUUUUCUUAUUUCUCCUUUUUCCAGGUCAGUUCAUCUGCCUUUCUUAAACAAUUUUUCGGCAGGAUUAGCCAGUCUGAAGUGUGAGGAACACUUUAAAGCUAAUUAUGUAUGUUGUGUCUUAUUAGCAGGCUAUCAGUGAUAUUUUUAGUAACUAAUUUUUGUUGUAAAAAGCUGCUACUUAAAUUAUCUACACAGGUUUUAAAACUAAAUACACUGGUGCACUGCAAAAACGAUCUAGAAAUAAGUAAAAAUGUCUUGAAUUAAGUGUAUUCACCCUUAAUUUGAGCAGGUUA
Cyprinodon variegatus (sheepshead minnow) is the source of this 3886-nucleotide messenger RNA. RefSeq names its product frizzled class receptor 10 (gene fzd10). Bases 483 to 2279 code for a protein of 598 amino acids. Gene Ontology annotation, molecular function: Wnt-protein binding; Wnt receptor activity. Gene Ontology annotation, biological process: non-canonical Wnt signaling pathway; canonical Wnt signaling pathway. Lineage: Eukaryota; Metazoa; Chordata; Actinopteri; Cyprinodontiformes; Cyprinodontidae. Gene Ontology annotation, cellular component: plasma membrane. The record is from RefSeq and is a predicted model, not a curated record. The transcript is spliced from 2 exons.